Molecule: messenger RNA, 3357 nt
Organism: Diorhabda carinulata
Lineage: Eukaryota; Metazoa; Arthropoda; Insecta; Coleoptera; Chrysomelidae
Product: zwei Ig domain protein zig-8-like
Exons: 8
Coding region: 338-1219 (293 amino acids)
Biological process (GO): synapse organization
Cellular component (GO): neuron projection membrane
Source: RefSeq, a predicted model, not a curated record
AGUGUAUCGUGGACCGUCGCGACGCCAACUCCACCGACACGUUUUCAACGCCGGUGCAUCAAAAAUCCCGUUUUACGCGAAAUCUCACGCGGGAAUCUUCACAAAAAAAAAAUAAAAAAAUCCUGUGAUGUGAUUUACGAGAAAUGACAGUUUCCGAGUGUGGUUUUUCUUGGUGGAUAUAAAGUGAUGAACCGAAAUAAUGGAGCUGAUACGAAGAAAUCAUUUAAAGACAAGAAUGAUUUCAGAAGGUUAAAUGCGGGGUGUUGUGAGAAGAAAAACUUCGCAUCAUGUUUAGAACACCUUUGAAAGGUGUUUUUUAUCAUAAAGAACCAUCAAGAUGUGUUGGUUUAUAGAUAUGAACAAAUGGUUACUUGGGUUUAUUUUAUAUUCUCUGUUAUUAUUGGAUUUCCUCAGUUUCGGACAAGAAAUCGACGUAGAUUCUAGAUUAGAAGAAAUCGAUUUAAACGAAUUCAAUGAAUUGAGCGCGUCGUUUCCACCAUUGGAAAAUCCGCCUGUUCAUUUCGUCACCGAAAACAACACAAUCGUAACAUCCCAAACGGGAUCUACAGCUUUAGUACCAUGUAUAAUAAAUAAUAUUGGCGAUGGGAUGGUAUCUUGGAUACGGAGGAAAGAUUACCACCUUCUCACUGUCGGUUUAACCACUUACAGCAGUGAUGACAGGUUUCAAGCUAUACAUUUACAGCAUUCAGAGGAUUGGACGUUACAAAUCAAGUUUGUGCAGCAGAGAGAUGCCGGUUUGUACGAGUGCCAAGUUUCCUCGCAUCCGCCCAUUAGCAUCUUUGUUCAGCUUAACGUAGUCGAGGCCAAGGGGGAGAUACAAGGUCCUUCCGAGAAGUAUCUCAAACCAGGAUCCGGGCUCAGACUGCAAUGCGCAGUUCUGCAAAGCACCGAGGCCCCUUCGUAUAUAUUUUGGUACCACAACAACAGAAUGAUAAAUUACGACGUUGAUCGGGGUAUUAAUGUGACGACGGAUUUAACUGAAAAAAUAAGCGUUUUAACCAUAACAAACGCCGCGACGCGUCAUUCGGGGAAUUAUUCCUGCGUUCCCAGCAACGCGCAACCCGCAAGCACUUAUGUACACAUUUUAAAUGGUGAGAAUCCAGCAGCUAUGCAACAUGGUGGCCGAGGAUUGUCCUGGCUACAGUGCAGUCCAUCAUCUUGGUUAUUAUUAUCUUCUAUCAUAAUUAUUUGGUGCUAAUUUUCGGUGAACCAUGACUAAAUGUAAAGUGCUAAUAAUAUAAAGAACAAAUUAAAUCGGUUAAUUAAUAUGACUUUUAUCAAAAUUCGAAACUUUUCGAUCGGAUGAAAUACUUUUUCAUCUAAAUAAUUAUAACACCUGAAAAAGAUCGAAUGAAGGUUAUUAUGAAAGGUAAAUAAAGUUAAACACCUAAGCUUUUAAAACUAAUUAAGAAAACGUCCACUAGAUGCUGCUGAUGCAGAUAUAUAAUAAAGGUUAAUAGAUGUGAGGUUAUGAGGUUUAGUAGACGUUUUUAAAAGAAGAAGAAAUACUGUUUUUAUUGUAUAUAUCAUGGAAUUUUUAAUUAUUUGGAUGUAAAUAUAUUCCAAUCGCACUAAAUGUCAAAAAUUAACCUUAUAAUCAUCCAUAAAAUAAAAGAUAAAUUACAUAUUUUGAUCUAUUUGAAAUAAUGAAAUCAAUUGUAAACUUUUUUUCCAAAAAUAUCCGUUUUUUCUACUACAUUUUAGUAUGAUUGGAAUAGAACAAACAUAUAGUGAAAUCGAUUACAGUAUUCGUAAACAACAACGUCGAUUUUUUUGACUCCAAUUGUAUCCGUUAUUUUUACGCAAACAAUUUUUGCUUAUUCUAAUGUUUAUUCAACUGCAACGAGUAGUGCGAUAUUAUAUUAUACGAGGAUUAUUUGGAAAAUUUUCAAUUUAACACGAAGAAAAAUCAAUUUCUUUCCGUAAUCAUUCUAAACAGCUCCAUUUUGUGUUUGUAUCGUGAUGCUCAGACUUAAUUUAGAUAUUUGCUUCAAUCAAGUAACUGUACGUCAAAUCAAAACUAGCUGCGUUCUUUUAGGUUAAUCGAACGUACUCGUUAAUAUUCUUUUGUUUAUAUAAAAUCGAAAUGUAUAUGCUGUGUUUUAUAGCUAAUACUAUUAUAUAUAUAUAUAUUUUCUUAAGUGAUUAUUUUCUUUAUUAUAUCAAAUCAAAAAGAGACUUUAAAUUAAACGUUUGUUAAAUGACAGUUAAUGUGUUGCGUUCUUUUUGAUAUGUCUAAUCAGAACUGAAUUCCUCGUUCUUUUGUUCACUUCCAAUCAUAAAUUUCCGCGUUCUUUUGUGCUCGUUGCGUUACUUCUACACGUCAAAACGUAGCUGCGUUCUUUUGUGUCACUCGAACGGACUGGUUGCGUUUUUUUUAUAUAAAAUUAGAACUAAUUCUCUGUAUUUUGAUGAGUAAUUCUUUUCAUUAUUAUGUCAAAUCAAAGCGUUACGUUCGGAUAGAAUCAGUGUUUGUUAAAUGACAGUUAAUGUACUGCGUUCUUUUAGUAUUCACGCGAACGUGUUGCGUUCAUUUUGAUAUGUCUAAUCAGAACUGAAUUCCUCGUUUUUUUGUUCACUUCCAAUCAUAAAUUUGUGCGUUCUUUUGUGCUCGUUGCGUUAAUUCUACACGUCAAAACGUAGCUGCGUUCUUUUGUGUCACUCGAACGGACUGGUUGCGUUUUUUUUUUAUAAAAUUAGAACUAAUUCUCUGUAUUUUGAUGAGCGUUACGUUCGGAUAGAAUCAGUGUUUGUUAAAUGACAGUUGAUGUACUGCGUUCUUUUAGUAUUCACGCGAACGUGCUGCGUUCUUUUGGAUACGUCGAAUGAGAUACGUUAUUUCCUGAAAUAUGCUAUACUGCAAUCGAUUUCGCGUCACAGUUUGUUGGAAAAAGUAUUUGAAUGAAUCGUAAUGCAAAAAAAAAUUGUUUUAAUUAUUUAUGAUGUAUAUAUAUACAACUAAAUUGAAUGAAGAUAGAUUUUUGUAUACUUUCUGUAUUCGUAUUUAUAUGAUUCACAUCUCCUUCAAAUAUUAUAUUCCAUAUCGCGUAAUUUUAGCUGUAUGUUACCGAAUAUCCAAAUCGAAUUCGAAUACAGAAAAUUUAUAAUGGAAAAUAGUAUAGAAAUUAUUAUUCUAACUUAUACAUGUAUACAUGUCAAGUUUAUUAUUAAAUCAAUAAGAAAUUGAUAUAUUUCCGUUUUUAUUAUUUCAUUUUAUACAAUGUUGAUAUAAUAUGUUUUAUUCGAUUGUUGAUAAUCAUUGUUAUGUUAUUUCUAAAACGAAAUCAUGAUCAUGUACGUGUGUAAAAUAUUUAUUUAUUAAAAUGUACAAAUUUU